CAGACUGACAGCAAGGCAAAGUAGUGAGUCAGUGUUUGGCAAUGGUGUGGGCGGUGAAAGUAGCGAGCAUGUUAUGAGCCUAAGGGAGAUCAGUGAUGUCAGACAGUGGUAGGAGGAGAUCGCUGAGACUGGAGAGUGAACGGGAAAAAGGGGUCGGCCAGAGACCACGAAGACAACUGUAAACACAGAGACAGCGCAACACAGUUAGAACAAGCGGCGGCACACCUUCUGCUUAGUAAUGCCCGGAUCCCAGCGCCUUGAAUCCAUAGCACGAGUUCUGUCAGAUGGCUGCUUAAUAAGAUAAACUAUUCUUUUAUGGCUUACCUCAGGACCUGAAGCACUCACAAGGGUUAUUAUAUAUAUACAUAUUUAUAUAUAUAUAUAUAUAUAUAUAUAUAUUUAUUUUCGAGAUCUGGAUUACUUCAGAUACAUUUUGUAGAAGAAACUAAUGCUGUGGUAGUUCAAUCCAUAAUUCUUCAAGAGGAAUUCUUAUUUUUCUAAUAUUUGUUGCACAAAUGGAUAAUAUUGAGAGCACAAAAACAGACGAACAUUCCUUAAAUCAUCAUAACAAAGCACUAAAUGGUUUUCCAAGAUCCGUUUCAUCAAACAGUGAUGAUGAGAAAAAUGUUAAAAGCAAACCUAAAAGCAUGGCUAAUGGCUUGCGAAAAGGACUGAAGCAUUAUCCAGACUAUAUCCAAAUUACUAUGCCAGCGGACUCUAGGAACAAAUUUCCAAUGGAGUGGUGGAAAACUGGCAUUGCCUUUAUUUAUGCUUUCUUUAACAUGGUUCUCACCACCGUUAUGAUCACAGUGGUACACGAGAGAGUGCCUCCAAAGGAAGUCAGCCCUCCGCUUCCAGACAAGUUUUUUGACUACAUCAGCCGGGUGUCUUGGGCCUUUUCUGUUUCAGAGAUAACUGGGAUGAUUUUAGUUGCCCUUUGGACAGUCCAGUGGGUCUUCUUGAGAUACAAAUCAAUUAUAGGACGGCGAUUUUUCUUUAUAAUUGGAACAUUAUACUUGUAUCGAUGUCUUACUAUGUAUGUUACUACACUGCCAGUGCCUGGAGUCCAUUUUCAGUGUGCCCCAAAGCUGCAUGGCGAUUCUUACGCACAAUUGCAAAGGAUCCUCCGAUUAAUAUCUGGCGGUGGUUUAUCCAUUACAGGCUCUCACAUAUUGUGUGGAGAUUUUCUGUACAGUGGCCAUACAGUUAUUCUCACGCUGACCUACCUGUUUAUUAAAGAAUAUUCUCCCCGACACUUUUGGUGGUAUCAUUUAAUCUGCUGGCUACUAAGUGCUGCAGGCAUCAUCUGCAUACUAGUGGCACACGAACACUAUACAGUGGAUGUGGUUGUUGCCUACUAUGUAACUACCAGACUCUUUUGGUGGUAUCAUACUAUGGCUAAUGAAAAGUGUUUAAAGACCUCUUCUCCAACAAAUUUACUUACCAGAACCUGGUGGUUUCCAGUGUUUUUAUUCUUUGAGAAGAAUGUUCAGGCCUGUAUUCCAUGCAGUUAUUCGUGGCCCAUCUCUUGGCCGCCCAGCUGCUUCAAAGCAUCAUGCAAAACCUAUUCAAGAGUACAGAAGACAGCGGAGGAUGUUGAAAAGGCCACCUGAAUUCUGUCAGUAGACUUCACAUUUAAAACAAACAUGCAGUAGAUGGAAGACUUUUUCAAUGCUAUAACCAAAGAAAUAUUUUCUUGUUCAAAAGAAUAUAACUUAAUGAAGUGGACCAAACAUUGUAUUUCUUUUAAUUGCAAAGGUAGUUAGAAAUGGAAUACAACAUUUAUCCCUGCUAACUUUAUCUUAACAAACACUAAAUUAACUUAUGGCCAGACUGCAUCCCCAUGAAUGCAUUUUAAAAGAAUAGUAAAAACAAUUUGUUUAGAAGGUAGUAGUAUUCCUAACUCUGUGUUUGCGGGUGCAUAUUUUGCUAAUGAAUUAGCCUGUAGCUCACAAAAUCUCUUACAGGGUACCGUGAAAUUCAUGAUAACUUCCCUGCAUUGAAAAUUUGAUCCAUUAUUGAAAAAAAAACAUUUGGGAGGUUGGAGAUAGGAGUUUCUGUGGCCUCUUUUAAUCAUACUUUUGCUCAGAAUGGUAAACCAAAGCUUUUAUUCAAUCUUGGCCUCACUAAUGAACAUCCCAGUGCCAUCUUUGACAUUUAGUAGAGCACCUUGGAGUGCUCUUUACAAUAUUAAUAUCAGUUUUAAUAACUCGUGUGAUGUGUCCAUUAAUGUACGACUAUAGCUUAAGCACAGUUUGUAAAUGAUUAUUUUAUAAAACUUUUAUUCAAAAGCUUCCUUGUCUUUGCAGAACCUGAAGUUGGAAUCCCUGAACUCUUUUAUCUGAUUCAUUGCACUAAUUUCAUACUGAUCACUCAGAGCAAUGUUCUGCAUUACAGUUGCCUUAACUUGAGUCUUUGAGCUUCUUCAUGUUCUGGAAGACAAGAUAUAAAGUUAAACUUGCUUUAUCUUUAGUGCAGUUAUACUGUAUAUAUUUAAAGCUCUUAUAAUUUAUGAUAAUAUUUGUGUUUGCAAAUGUUACAAAAAAGGAGAUUUGCUACUUGCCAGAGAAGAUUAGUGUGUGAAUGACAGAGGGUUAGUGUGUCACCGACUUAUUGCCAAGAUAAGGAACAGCAAAAAUGUACAUAGAAGUUGCCCCUCCAAAUGCCACCCUGGAUCUAUGAUGUAAAAGCAUAUUGUGCAGCAGACUGUCGCCCCAGUUUGUGGUACACUUUUAACUUAAGCACAGGAUUUUAAAUAUGUCUGCUGACAAUAUAUGUAUGUUUUAUAGGCAGCUCCAACUGUGAUAUUGGUUAUUCUGUAGUAUGGUAAGACAGACCUAAUAUUCAUCUAUGCCAUCUUAGGUUUCUGAUCACAUUUGGAGAAAUAACAUUCCUUGGAUUGGCUCACAUGGAAAGAUUAUGACCAAAAAAAUAAGUGUCUUUUCUAUUAAAGCUCAGUGGGAGAAAAUACAUCACUAAGGUAAUGGUAAUGCUGUAAAUUAAUCACGGUUAUAGAAAAAUACCAGGCUGUCCAGGUCAAAACCAGACAGGUGGCAACCCUAUCUACAUACCAAAAUUGGUAUGUAAAAACAGCUUCUAUUCAGGCAAUACUUGCAACAAUACUUUUCAGGGGUAACAUCUAAUGACAGGUCUAAACAUUCAGAACUGAAAGUGGUUGCUUCUGUUGCAGUAGUCUUCGUGUGGUGGACUACCUCACCUACAUUGUUAUGCUACAUCAAUUGCUGUGCUGAUGAAUUGACAUACUGUAUUUUCAGAAAUGCUACUGUGGCUUCUUUGAAAAAGGAACUCUGCCCACAGACUGGUUUGAAAGCAACUUUCCCUCUAUACCAUCUAAAACAUUUCAGUAGGUUUAAUGUUUAUUGGAAGAUGCUUACCAUUAUAUUUUAUUUCAUUGUACCAAAGGCCAUUUGAGUAGAGGUUACCUUUAAGAUGAAGUGUCAUAUGGAACAAGUCACAUAACACGAAAGAGAAUAAAACACUGCAGACAACAUCUGUCCUUCCUGAGAAGGUAGUGCAAUAUGGGAACAUUGAAUUACUACACUGUUGUGGAUAUUCCAGUCAUUUUAAUGGUACCCUCUUGAAAUAAAUGUAGAUUUUUUUUGCAUACAUAUAUGGGAUCAUCAUAUGUUGUAUAUAUUUUCUGUUCUUGAAUACAAUUAUAUUAACAUGAAAAUUGUAACUUUCAUUUCUUUCCAACUGACAUGUUUACCUCUUGAAAGCUGCCGAGGUACCAAUGUCAUAUGAUCUAAAAUUCAUUAAUUAUAUUCAAGAUUCAAAUUCUCAUUAUAUCACUGCAGUUAAAGUACAGUAUGUUUUACAUUUUCAGAAGUAUUUCUUUACACUUUUGCUAUUUAUAUGCACAGGCAUUUGUAUUUCAGUGUUCAAGUACCAAUAACACAUGAAAUCAAAAUAUAUUCACUUGUUCUGGCAUGCUAACUAUUAUUUCCAUUAUAUGUAACACUAAUUUCUUUAAAAUAGAUAUAAUUUUUGUUGUAAUAUGUUUGCUUGCCUCUUCUGGUAUCUGGAGGCAUGUUUAGUUAAUGUAAAUUAACACCAUUUAUUCACAUCAGCCCAAGAUGCCCUUAGCUGUAGAUAAUUCAUAAUCAGGUCUUGGACCCAACACCUGCAAAAUUAAAUUAAAGGCAAUUUUAAAUGGUUACCGUGCUUUAUGAAAAUAAUUGAGAAUUCUGCAGAUUAAGCAUCCAGUUCAUCAAAGGUUGACAUGCAAAUUUUAUAUUCCAAGUUUCUCAACUAAAAUGUUCAGGAGCACAAACCUGCUGUGAUCCAUGCACACCAAGGGGCAUAUUUUUGUAUGCAAAUCAUUUUAUAACAUCAGAGUUGUCAAACUCAAUUGGUUUUAGUGUCAAUUCCAAUUUAACCCUAAAGUUUGAGUGCAGGAAAUUUUUCUGCGUGUUUUUAAGUUUGUGAAAUUUCAAGUGACAAA
Molecule: messenger RNA, 4465 nt
Organism: Xenopus laevis (African clawed frog)
Lineage: Eukaryota; Metazoa; Chordata; Amphibia; Anura; Pipidae
Gene: sgms2.L
Product: sphingomyelin synthase 2 L homeolog
Exons: 6
Coding region: 516-1613 (365 amino acids)
Biological process (GO): ceramide biosynthetic process; sphingomyelin biosynthetic process
Cellular component (GO): endoplasmic reticulum membrane; plasma membrane; Golgi membrane
Molecular function (GO): sphingomyelin synthase activity; phosphotransferase activity, for other substituted phosphate groups; ceramide cholinephosphotransferase activity
Source: RefSeq, a predicted model, not a curated record